CAAAAACUGUCAAUAACAGACAAAACUUUCACCACAGCAUGCCAAAUUAUCCAGAAACAAACUGAUAAAAAUAUUUCAAACCCGAAAACAGGAUGAUAUCACUCACAGUAUUAACCGGUUGGCAAUCUCUGGCCAGCUUCAAGACCCGUUCAAAUCUCGUCGUUUGGAGCGUAUCUUCACUCCGGUGGUACGCGAAGCAUAAGCCACCAUGUGACCCUCUUAAAGAAAACCCUCCAUGUAGAAGAGCGUAUGAUGAUAUAACGCCAGCCGUAGACCCCAACUGUCCCGAACCUUGUGACCCGUACAAGAAAAAGAAAGGCAUUUUGCAUAAGAUUAAAUUACGGAUUACUGAAGGAGGGACUAACUUUGGCACUCCAUUCCGCUGGCUUGACUGCAAGCCAUGCAAAGCCGAAAAAGAAGAGCCAGAAAGGGAAGAAAAGGAAGAGACAACUAAAGCAAUUGUGAAAAAGCCGAAAGAGGUUAUUCCAUGUGAGGAAGAGAGACCAGGCUUGCAGGUGUCAGUGCUUGGUGCAGACACUGGUGUUGGGCAAUAUGUGGCGCUGUUGCUCAAGCAGUGCCCGUACAUGAAGAAAUUGCGUCUCUAUGAAUCAAAAUGUCCCGAAGGCUGCACCCGAUGCCUGGCAAAUGUAGUGCAAGAUCUGCUGCACAUUAACACCAACUGCCGCGUCCAGGCGUUCAGUUGCCAGAACUUUGAGCUGGAAAGGUGUUUGCAGAACUCAGACAUAGUGCUAAUGUUGGACUCGGGGUACGUGACCAGAGAUAUGUCGAUCGAGGCCCGCUUCGCUGCGCAAGCGCCCCUGGUCAAGUGCUAUACGGACGCGAUUGCCACCGAGUGCCCGAAGGCGUUUAUUAUAGUUGCCGCUACGCCUAUAGAGUGUAUGGUGCCUAUGAUCGCUGAGACGCUAAGAUCUUCCGGCUGGUACGACCCAGCGAGAGUGCUAGGCUCGCUAGCCGUGCCCGAGAUGAGGGCCAGCACCCUGGCCGCGAGGUCUCUUGGCCUAGAGCCCUGGUACACGAAGGUCCCGUGCGUUGGAGGCACGGAAGGAGAAUCCUUAGUGCCGCUGUUUUCUAGGGCCGUCGACUACUACGAAUUUUGCGAGCAAACCGCUGAGUACAUGACAAACUGCGUCCGCUCAGCCGACGAAGACAUACUGCGCUGCGAGGGCCACUGCGCAAGAAGCUCAGACCUCAGCGAGGCGCAUGCCUUGACCAGGCUAGUCAGCCAGGUUGCUCAAGCGUUGCUAUGCCUCGACAUACCCAGAGUCACGGGUUUUGUAGAGACGAAUUCCGUUCAACUUGUUUCACCAGCUAAAUUCAUCGCGAACCCUGUUGAAAUCGGAGGCAGUGGUAUCCGGAGAAGCCUCGGCUUGCACAAGCUAACGGAGCGGGAGAAGAAGUCCGUGAAUAUCGCUUUGGAAGUGAUGUGGAGAAGGAACGCGAUGGUCGAGAGCUGGUGCUGCAAGUAUUGCAACUGGCCAAAGACUGACGCCUGCCAGCUAAACUUCUUCUACCCGAGAUACGAAGACUGUGCUUAUGCUAAUGUGUGCUGAAAUGUGAUAUUUUGAACAGAUUGUAAAAAAAAUGUGUUUUUUUACUUUGAUUUUUUGUAGCUUUAUUGUUGAGU
Molecule: messenger RNA, 1645 nt
Organism: Cydia strobilella
Lineage: Eukaryota; Metazoa; Arthropoda; Insecta; Lepidoptera; Tortricidae
Product: malate dehydrogenase, mitochondrial-like
Exons: 7
Coding region: 93-1571 (492 amino acids)
Biological process (GO): tricarboxylic acid cycle
Cellular component (GO): mitochondrion; cytoplasm
Molecular function (GO): L-malate dehydrogenase (NAD+) activity
Source: RefSeq, a predicted model, not a curated record